ACAUUUAAGGUACGUGUUAGUUCAUUUAUAUCUCAUUUAUACUCUGAAGGCGAAUGCUUGUCUAAGCUGUUAAAAGUAAAGUGUAUAAAAUGGAUUUAAUGAUCACAUUUGUCUUGCUGGGUUUAUUGCUGGGAGCCAUCGAGGCUCAGGACAUGAGUCUAGAUCAGUUGCAAGUGCAAUUACAAUCUCAGAGGGACCUGGAAGAAAAACUAGUUUGGCUUCAAUUAAAACUGUCUGAGGAUCUGUACAAAGAUAAGCUGAUAAAAUCGUUAAAGGAAGCGAACGAGUUGCUAGUAAAUAAAAACUGCACAAACGAAAGGUGCAAUGAAUCUGAACUGAACCUUCAACAUCAAAUAGCCCAACUACAGAGCACCGCAGAAAUCCUUAAAAUAAUGGUUGACAAUAAUAAUAAUAAUCAACCAUCACCAUCGAACAUUAUUGAAAACCAGCUACAGCUGUGUCGGUCUCAGCUGAUGAAGCCAUCUGCAAAUCCUAUUGGAGAAACUACCCCAAGAAUUGAGAUAGCGAAACCCACCAGCUGUAUUCCGUUCGGCUAUUAUACAGGCAUUAAAACACUUCACCUUCCCGGUAUAAGUCCUUUUCGCGUAAUGUGCGAUGGUCAAACUGCAGGACCUGGCUGGACUCUCAUUCAACGAAGAAUCGAUGGUUCAGAGGAUUUUUAUAGAAAUUGGGCUGAUUACCGUAACGGUUUCGGCAAUAUGGAUAAAGAGUUUUUCCUAGGUCUAGAAAAUAUUUAUCACUUGACCAAUUAUCAGCGCUACGAGCUGUAUACUUUCAUAGAGGCAUUUAAUGGCAGUAUCCACUGGGCUCGGCAUAAUAAUUUUUAUAUUGGUAGCGAAGUCGAAAAAUACAAACUGAAAAGUCUGGGUGAAGUGAAUGGCACUACAAACAUGUUGAGUAAACAUUUGAAUUUUGAAUUUUCAACCUACGACCGGAACAGUUUUGAGAACAUGUCGUAUGUAAAUCAUGGUGGCUUUUGGUAUACGGAGAAAUAUCAAGGAUGCAAUCCUAAUGGGCGAUAUUAUAAAACUGCUGUUAACAGAACAGACGACUUGCAUUGGCAAGAUUCUUCUUCGAAUAAAGCAAUAAGAAUGCUUAUUCGCCCUUAUAUGGGUUAAGAAUACAAUACAAUAAAACAUA
Drosophila montana is the source of this 1161-nucleotide messenger RNA. Its product is annotated as microfibril-associated glycoprotein 4-like. Lineage: Eukaryota; Metazoa; Arthropoda; Insecta; Diptera; Drosophilidae. The record is from RefSeq and is a predicted model, not a curated record. The transcript is spliced from 3 exons. The coding region runs from base 90 to 1139 and encodes 349 amino acids.